AUGGGUAUCUUGUCGCUCCCGUUUGCUCGUCUCGUCACCUUCGGCUGCACUCUAGUCUUCUCCGUGAUCGUACUAGGCCUCAGCGCGGAUGCUCUCUCGAUCACCCAGACGUAUGAGGGGUCGUAUUUCAUCUGGGACGCGUUGGCGCUCGCGGUCUCAAUCAUCACCAUCUGCUCUAUCGUGCCUAUGUUCGUUAUUGACUUUCUUCGCCGGGGUGCCUUCACUUCGCUCGUCGUCGUUGAAAUUGGCUGGCUCUCUGUUCUCUGGAUCCUUUGGUUGGCGACAGGCGCAUAUGCCGCGGACAUCAACCAAAUGGUAUUCGGCACCAUCAGUUGCAGCGAGUUCAACACCAUCACCUCGAGGUUCUGCAGCGAGUGGGACGCAGUCGAAGCGUUCUCCUUUCUGACAUGGAUCAUUAUACUGGCGUAUACCGUUACCCUGGCCGUCUUCGUUUUCACGGGUCGUCGCGCAUGGAGGGGAUCUGUCCGCGAUACGCCCGCAGUCGCGCCAGUCCAGGAGAAGUCGGAGCCCGUGCCUAUGACCGCGACAUCGGGCGCGAGCCCUACAUCUCCGAGCUCAUAUCCGCAUACCACGAACGCCGCGCCGAUGAGUGUUCAGCGUGCGGAGGUGUAA
Messenger RNA from Peniophora sp. CBMAI 1063, 633 nucleotides. NCBI's taxonomy places the organism in Eukaryota, Fungi, Basidiomycota, Agaricomycetes, Russulales, Peniophoraceae. The record is from the annotation of a GenBank genome assembly.